Daucus carota subsp. sativus is the source of this 979-nucleotide messenger RNA. Its product is annotated as transmembrane emp24 domain-containing protein p24beta2. The record is from RefSeq and is a predicted model, not a curated record. Gene Ontology annotation, biological process: Golgi organization; endoplasmic reticulum to Golgi vesicle-mediated transport; intracellular protein transport. The transcript is spliced from 5 exons. Gene Ontology annotation, cellular component: endoplasmic reticulum-Golgi intermediate compartment; COPII-coated ER to Golgi transport vesicle; Golgi apparatus. The coding region runs from base 157 to 801 and encodes 214 amino acids. NCBI's taxonomy places the organism in Eukaryota, Viridiplantae, Streptophyta, Magnoliopsida, Apiales, Apiaceae.
UAAUCUCUUUUAUUGCGAGAUUAUUAUUCACUGAUACUCAAAAUCUUUGAUUAUUAUUCGGUUACAUUUUUCUUGUUCUUCAAUUAAUUUUUUGUUUAGAUAUUUGUGGUUUUUGAUUUUUCUCCCCUGAAUUGUAAGGGAACUUGUUGCUACAAGAUGGGGAGAAUGGUGGAGCAGAUUGCUGUGGUGGCUGUAAUUGUGAUGGUUUUGUCGGAAAUAAUGGGAGGAGUGGUUGGACUGAGAAUUAUGCUGGAGAAACAGGAGUGCCUGUCACAUAAAGCUGAACAUGGAGCUACUGUUCGCGCUUCUUUCGUCGUUGUUAAGGUUCAUGGAUGGCGGCAGUCCAUGAGUUCUGGCGCUGAUCUUGUUGUUACAGGGCCAGCUGGUGAGCAGAUUCGUGAUUUCCGUGACAAGACGAGCGAGAUGUUUGAGUUUGUGGCUAAUAAAGAAGGAGUCUACCGCUUCUGCUUCACUAACAAGUCGCCUUUUUACGAGACCAUAGACUUUGAUGUCCAUUCAAGUUAUUUCUUUCAUUUUGAUCAGGAGCACGCAAAAGAUGAGCAUUUCAAGCCUCUCUUGGAAUCAAUAGCUAAGUUACAAGAUGCUUUGUACAACGUUCAAUAUGAACAGCAUUGGCUAUGGGCUCAGACUAGUCGCCAGGCCAUAGUGAACGAGAAAAUGGGCAAGAGAGCAAUCUACAAAGCCGUCUUCGAAUCAGCAGCUCUUGUCAGUGCCAGCGGUCUCCAAGUUUAUCUUCUACGUCGUCUUUUCAAAAGGAGGCUGGAAAUGUCCGGUUUCUAACAUUUCAUGUUCUCUUGUAAGUUAUAAAACAAAGUUAUAGGCAGAGGAAUGAAACAUACAUAUGUGGUGAUGACAUAAUUGAAAUUGUCGCUUCUCUAGUCCUCUGGGGAAUUACAUUCACCUCCGGCAUCCCUGCAUUCUCUGCAUUAGUUUCAUAAUAAAUUAUUAUUGAGCGAUA